This is a messenger RNA of Arachis ipaensis, 3093 nucleotides long. RefSeq names its product zinc finger (Ran-binding) family protein. Gene Ontology annotation, molecular function: mRNA binding. NCBI's taxonomy places the organism in Eukaryota, Viridiplantae, Streptophyta, Magnoliopsida, Fabales, Fabaceae. The record is from RefSeq and is a predicted model, not a curated record. Gene Ontology annotation, cellular component: cytoplasm.
UAUGUAGGGUUUAAGCAUCCUUGCAGAAUGAAGAGUUUAGUUUGCAGAGUGACUGAGGAGUGAGGACUCUUAAGUCUUAACUGAAACCAACACACACUCAGACUCCAUUCUAAUGGCUUAUGGCCCUUUCUCUGUUUUACUAACCAGACGCCUCUUAAACCCUAAACCCUCUUCUUUUUCACUCUCUCAUCUUCUCACUUUCACAAAAUCAUUUUCAACCUCCCAAGAUCCUAACCCUAAACCCUCUACUCUCUCCGCCCGCCUCAGCUUCGUCUUCGACCAAAUCGACGCCAUCGAAAAAGAGCGUUCCGAAAAGAACCAAGCGCUGCAACGCAUUCGAGCCUGGCGCCAAUCCAAGAACCCUCAAUCCCCUCUAAACGACGCCGUUCCUCCCAGCUCAGAAUCAGCUAAGGAUGAAAAGCCUAAUUCCGCGGAUGCAGCUGCGGCCGAGCCGGCGGUGGCGGCGACGAAUCUGGAGGAGGUGAAGAAGGAGGUAGAAUUGGUGCACCCUUGGCCCGAAUGGAUCCAAUUGAUGGAGAGCUUGGUGCACCAGAACUACUUCGAUCACAGGAGGAAGGACGAGGAUAAAAUGGUCCAAGAUGUAGGGUUCGAUGCCCCGGGCGAUGUUGCUGACGAUUCGGAUAUUGAUUUCACUAAGGAUUUCAAAAGCGUUCAUGACGCUUGCCUCAAUUUUGGGAAAGACCGGUUCGACAUCUUGAGGUCCUUGUCAAGGCAAGAUAUUCAGGUUUUGGUUGGUUUUGGUUGCCCCAAUGUGGACAAGAAGGUGGUUUUCUCUGCAAAACUUCUAAGGAAGCAUGCUCACCUUGAUGAAGGAGAUGUCUGUAGUUCCUGCAGUUUGAGAAACAACUGUGAUAGAGCAUAUCUGCUAACAAACAAAGAGGAUGAUGCACGGACUCUUGAUGUCAUGCGGAUCCUACUGUCUUUCGGUUUUGAUCCUGUAAAUGGACCAGUCACAAAUAAGUCACUUCUAAAGCAGAAGUCUGUCAAAACUGUGGUUCGGAAAUUGCUUCAUGAGGUUGUUAAGUUGAGCUCCGUUCCUAUUGAUCCAAAUCUCCCUCCUCCAGUAAUUAGAAAGCCUCCUCCAAAAGUGAAACAACCUCCUCCUCCUCCAAAGAAACGUGUUGGAAGGGAUGACGUUGAGAUGAAAAAGGGGGAUUGGCUAUGUCCUAAGUGCGAUUUCAUGAAUUUUGCAAAGAAUACUAUAUGCUUACAGUGUGAUGCCAAGCGGCCAAAGAGACAGUUAUUACCAGGAGAAUGGGAAUGUCCUCAGUGCAACUUCUUAAAUUACAGAAGAAACGUGGUAUGUUUUCAUUGUGAGUGCAAACGGCCACAUGAUGAAUUUAUGGAGAGUCAAAUGCAAGAUACCAAGCUCAGUUCCAAGCCAAGGUUCAAUAAGGUCAGCCGGCCAGAGGUUUCCAAUGCUUGGAAUUUUGAUUUUGAUGACAACGAAUCAGAUGGUGCAGAUGUUGCUGCUUUUGAGUAUGCAGAUGCUAAAGCUAUAGAUGAAGAUUUCCCUUCAGAUAAUCUUGCUCGACAAGGAAAUUAUAGAGGGUGGGAAGGUGAUUUCGGAAAAAACAACAGAGUGCAGGGGUCUCAUGAUGAAGAAUAUGCUAAUCCUGGAGCUCUUAAACCCGGAGUAGGGUUUGAUGAUUUUGAGGAUGAAGAUGACGAUGAUAUAGAUAGCUAUGAGCUAGAAUCCAAAACUCAUAGUAGUAGUACAAGAGUGCAACCAUCUAGAAAUCACUUUUCUGAAGUCGAAGGCUCAUCGGAUUUAGAUGAUGUUGAAGACACAUAUGAUAAGAAGCAUGCACGUAACAGAACAGGUUCCAAAAGAAAUAUGAGAUCGAGAGAUCCAUUCUCUGGUUCUGAGGAUGAUGAACUUGAUUUGGAUACAGAACAACGGGCCAUUCAUUCCAAUUUUAAAUCUAGCCAUGCUUAUAGUGCCAACCAGAAAAGAAAGGGCAGAGGUCCAACUAAGAAAUUAAGCUUUGGUUCUGAUUCUGAUGAAGAUGAUGUUGGUGCUGGUGGUUUAUUCUCUGAUGACGAUGAUGACUUAAAUGAUGUGUAUUCAUCAAGAAAAAAUAAAGGGAAUAAACAUGAUUCAUCCAGACCAAAUAAAGGAACUAGGCCUGAUUCUGGGAAAAGGAGCUUUACUGAAUACAGGAAGUCUGGAUCUACUGGCGGUCGCAGUCAAAAUAAGUUCCGGGAUGAUUAUGGUGGGUCGUCCCAACAUUCUUAUAGGAAUGGUAGAGGCUCACAGGGAAAUGACCGUAGUUGGAAAAAAUUUGAAGAUUUUGAUAAAUCUACUUCCUACGGAAAUGGUAGAGGGAAGUCGUUUGGUAAUGGUAGAGGGUCUCAAGGUAGUGACCGAAAUUCACGGAGGUUUGAAGAUAGAGGGUCUCGAGGUAGUGACCGAAAUUCACGGAGGUUUGAAGACAGGGGACGUAGCGCAGGACAGUUCAAUAAAUAUGGUAUGGAUGAGAAGGAUUUUGGCGAAUUUAAAAAUAGUAGGCGUGUGAUUGAAAGAUAGCACCGGUAGCUUCAGGAACAAAAUUUUUGGACUGGGUUCAUUGUUGCACAUAACUGCUGCCGAUCACAAGGGUUAAUCUUUGUAAAAGCAUGAAUAAAUUCAUGAGAUCAUUUCAUGUUAAAAUUUCAUGGAAACUAUCGGAAACCACAACUUUGGGAAAACAACUCCAUUCAACGUAUCUUGACCUACUCAUUGAACAUUGUUUAGUUUGUGAGUUGCCUAUCGAAGUGUCUCAAUGGCAGCCAAAUUAUCUCUGCGUGACUCCGAAUUGCUGUUUGUCAGCCAAGUUAAUCUGCUAUGCACCUCAAUUCCACCGCACCCUUGUUAUGGCAGCCUGAAAUUUUCUUUCAUGUCGUGCACUCGUGCUACAGCUACCUCCAUACAUCUUUGGGAGCUUUGUAUUUUGGCCGGGACAUCCUUGGAAGUUUCAAAUGUUAUACCCUUCAUGUAAUAAAAUCAUGUUACUUCACUGGUUCGAGUAUAGCGUGACAAAAUUUAAAAAACUUAAGUAUAUUUUAAUAUAAUUUUCACAGCAUUCUUUC